Molecule: messenger RNA, 1662 nt
Organism: Prorocentrum cordatum
Lineage: Eukaryota; Dinophyceae; Prorocentrales; Prorocentraceae
Source: the annotation of a GenBank genome assembly
GGCUGGCGCGGGGGCGGACGAGGCGGAGGAUGUACCGGGCAACGGCCUCUGCUGGUACAACAGCGGCUACUCCUUCGCGGAGUGCUGCGGGGACAGCCCCGCCAGGAAUUGCUGGGGCGGGUUCUGGUACACCGAGGAGCUCUGCUGCCACGCGCUCCCGCCAGGCUACAGGGAGUGCUACGAGCGGCUGGAGGGCAGGGUGCUGUCCAAGAUGGAGAGGCUUCAGCAGGAGGUGCGCACGAUGGAGGCCAGCGGCAAUUCGGAGGAAGUUGAGGUCUUACUGCGAUACGCGAACUUGUAUAGCUACCUGGUCUCACGGCCACCUGAGCUGUGGAAGUUCGCGUGCUUUGACCCGACGUCGCCGCUGCUGUGGAGCCAGGACUGCGACUGCUGCGAGCCGCCGUUGUCUUGGCGGUCGGAGCUCGAGUGCGCCGCCCGCUCCCAGGGCUUCAACGGAUCAGUCAUGUCCGAGGAGCACCUGCAGUGCUGCUACCCGGUCUACGCCCGCAAGAGCUCGGGCCCACCCGAGGUCCGCCUGGAAGAGGCCGUCGGCACUCGAGUGGCUGCGAGCUCCCUCGACGCCGGGGUGGUGGCCAUGGCGGGCCGUAGCAAGCAGUGGCGCCUGGAGCGCUCCUUCAUCUCCCAAGGCUGCCUGAUCUCGGCGCGCGGGGGCGAGGUGAUCGCGUGCGACGAGGCGGAGUCGUGCGGCGAUCUCCCCGCUUUCGACUGCUCCUACAUGAAGGCCUUCCGGAUGGCCCUGAUCGUGGUAUCCGCGGUGACGGGCUCGCUGCCGGACUUCGACCUGAUCCUCAACACCCAUGACAUCACAACCGUGGGCUUCGAGGGCGUGCCGGUGUUCACGCGCGCGGGGACCAGGUGGGCCAACACGAUCGCGCUGCCGGCGGAGUGGCAGCUGCACCCCGCGCAGUGCAACCGCCAUGUCAUGGACGCGCUGCAGGCGGGGAGCCACGUGCCCUGGGAGGAGCGCGAGGCGAAGCUGGUGUGGCGCGGCACGGCGUCAAACUGCCGCACCUCCCGCUGCAGGCUGACCGCCGCCGCCGACGACGCCGAGGAGCUGGAGAAGUGUGUGCCCCGCGGCAAUGAGACUUUCGAUUGUCUGUGGAACUUCACCACGUGGCAUCAGAUGCCGCGCGGCCGCCUGGUGUGGACGGGGCGCUUCGUGCCCUGGAUGAUCGAUGCCAAGCUCGUGCACUUCGAGGACCCAGAGGACAGAGGCUGGGCGGCUCCUGCCCUGGAGCGCUUCUUGAUCGAUGAAGGCCUGCUCGUGUCGGAGCGCAUGACCGUCAGGGACCAGGCAGCGUACAAGUACGCGAUCGCCGUGGAGGGCUUCGCAGCCGCCGAUCGCGUCUACUGGCAGCUGUUCACCAGCUCCGUGGUGCUCAUUCCGGACGGGCCCUGGCAGGUGUUCGCGGUCCACGACAUGCUCGAACCGUACGUGCAUUACGUGCCUGUGCGGUAUGACUUAGUGGACUUGGUGGAGAAGGUGGAGUGGCUCAGGCGGCACGAUGCGGAGGCGAAGCAGAUCGCGCAGAACGCGAAAGCCUUCGCCCUGCAAUACCUGACGUGCGACAACCUGGUCUACUUUGUGGACAGGCUCGUUCGGGCGUACGCCGACCGGCUAUCGGACUCGCUCCCGGCCGG